Molecule: messenger RNA, 3885 nt
Organism: Beauveria bassiana ARSEF 2860
Lineage: Eukaryota; Fungi; Ascomycota; Sordariomycetes; Hypocreales; Cordycipitaceae
Exons: 2
Coding region: 1-3885 (1294 amino acids)
Biological process (GO): regulation of mitotic cytokinesis
Molecular function (GO): GTPase activator activity
Source: RefSeq, a predicted model, not a curated record
AUGCAGACGGUUCCCAGUCUUGUUGGCACCGGCACUGCCAUUGCUGCCGCUGCCAGUGGUCUGGUUUUUGGUCAACCUAGCGACUCCCAAAGACCUACUCCCCGCCGAGUUCUUCACAAACGGAAUGCUUCUCUCGAUCCAUCACCCACCCGCCAUGAUCGCUUGACAUCUCUUUCCCCGUCUCGUCCCGCUACAAGUCACCCGCAACAGCCAAUGGCCAUGGCCGCCGAUAAUACCAAUCACUUGACCCUGCCUCGACCUUCCUCACGCUCUCGGCCCCCGCUGUCGCGCUAUCAACGACCUCAGUCCUCUCAGUUCCCCAACCGUCGACCCUCUACAACCAAUAAUACUCUCGCAAACGACUUGCAGACGACUCCGGUCAGUCAGGUAGAAAGCCGCCACAACUCCCUCUCCUCGACCGGCUCAUGGAUGCGCAGGCUUUCGCUCCGUCCUCUCUCACAGCACGGCUCCAGUCCUCGCUCUAGUAUCGUCGUCGACAGGCAGUCCGUUACGCUCUCGCAGAGCUCAACCCUGCCUAUUCUACGUCCCAGAACGGCCGCCCCCAAUCUACCUCCCAACAAGCUCGUCAAGAGAUCUCCCUCGACGCAAACCCACGACUCCCAUUCACUGUCCCGUUCCAAAUCAAAGGGGCACUUGCCUACCCUCCGCCGGCCAGCCACGAGCCACCAGCGUACCGCCACACUCGAGCAGCUUCGUUUGAAUGCGCAGGAAAACCAAAAGCCCCAGCUGUCCGGAGAGCUCAAGUAUUCGUUUGAGCAACGUCCAAGCGCCGAGUCCGCAUGCACCAGGUCCAACUCGACGACUAGCCAAACAUUGCCCGAAAACACGCACUGGUCGUCAUUUUUCCAUCUUAGACGAACGAGCCUGGCUGUAGAAGGCCGACCUAGCACCGGCAGUCCCCGUGCGAAACCCAACACCGUGCGACGCAUAUCCGCAAAGGCGAUUUCGGCGUGCCAGAAUACUGUGCAUCUGGUGAAACCCAAGAUGGUUUCUUCCUCGCCUGUCUCACCUCUACGCCGCGAACCUCUAACACAUCUGGCUGAUGCUGCGGAAAUUGUGCCUGAACAGGCUGAGAAAGAGAAUCAGGACGAGCGGAAACAGCAUAGACGGCAAGACUUGGCGGCGACUAUGCCACGCCAGACUAACGGUGUGCCUAUUCGGCCAGACGAUGGUGGUGAUGAUGCAACGGAAUGUCCAUCGUCCUCAAUGCGCAUCAAGAGAUCACUAUCAACGUCGUUUGCAACGGUAACGGGUCAUCUAGUGUCCAAGACGUCUGGCAGCAUUAGGCGUCCGAAACGAGGCCAGGACCAGCCUGUUUGUGGUGUGGCUAGCGUGGGUAGGCGACAUGCGUCGGCGCCCAUUAGCGGCUCUGGUGCGGUGCUAGCAGCCGUGGAGCAUGAAAGGAUGGGCGUGAGGCCACCAAUGGACUCGCUAAAAUGGGGCCCGCCAGGGCCGCUACCAGGAACGGUUACGCCUUCAGCUGCUCUCGAUGCGACUCUGCAGACUCGUCGGGCUAAUACGCAGCCUCAGCGCUCAUUUGAGCACCCACAACAGCCACGAGAUGGUCGUCGAACUCAUCAGCAGGCUCAGCACUCGUUUCAGCACUCACGACACCCACAAGAGAGUCGUCAGCCCUCCAAUCCUCUACAGAUUCCCCGGCACCGCCAGCACAAUCUUUAUAGCGCCUCUACCCACGCUGUCCCGCCGCCCACCACCACUGCUACCGCGACCAUCGCUGCUCCCACCACAUCCUCUUCUAGCACCACUUCGUCGUUUCAUGGCUCCCAUAACCGACUUCUCUCCUCCCCACUGACGCCUCCGCCCCAGCGUGCUCUGAAUUUUCAUCUCGAUCAUUCCUUGCCUCGCUCUGCUUCUUCUGCGCCUGCAUUCGGCCCUGCUGGCGGGGUAGCUGCUGCCGCGACUGCUCUGCCUUUGGUCCGCCCUCAUCAGCCCUCUACCAGCUCCACGGCCAGCUCGGCCAUGUCCACCUCCCACCAGAGGUCUCCGUAUUAUGAGUCGUCGCCGCACAUGGAGGCUUUUGACAGCGAUGGAAGAGGUUUUAUUUCUGGCGAUGACGACGACACGGAUUUCAAGAGCGAUACUCUUUACGAUUCUCUCCGCACCGUCGCCUCCAGCCGCGCCAGGGCCGUUGACACACCUCUCGAGUCCGUUUACGAUGAUUCACCUCCUAGCACCGCCAGCAACGGCAAAUCACGGCGCCUCUCUAUUCAUGAAAUCCUCGACAAGGCCUGGGACGCUGACGACAGAAUCACCGAAGAGGACGAAACAUCCCAGACACCCGUCCGUGCACCCUCCACUAAAGUGAAAGCGCCCACCCGCCCCGACGCCCGCCACGGCUCCUCCACCCAAGAUCUGCGUCUUGCCCAAACCCCCAUUCAAUCUUCAUUUACCGCCAGGGACUUUGCAAGAAUCUCCUUGGAAGAUGAUCUUGACGAUGAUUGGGCCCUUUAUGGCGACGAGGCUGACUCCCACAUCAGCCCUCUGUCCGCCCCUUCCAAGAGUUCUCUCAACGCCAAAGGCAUGAAUCCUAAUGUUCGUCUUGCCCUCGCCAACAUUGGCAAUGAAAAUCAUGUCAGUGAAACCGCCCACAACACGGAGCGUCCCCUCAGCAGCAUCUUUGACUGGAGUGAACCCUCGACCCAAGACAAGCACGAUGCCGAGCGACGCUCUGGUCGCCCGCAAACUGCUUACGCAAAGCAGGCAGUAGACCCUAGAGGCGGACGCUCUGCCAACCGACGUGGACCUGCGCCUGCGCAUGUAAGAAGCCAAAGCGUGCCGGUAGUUCACGAUGCCGCGGACGAAUAUAAGACAACCGGCGCCAAAUAUGGAACCUGGGGUCUUGGCACCAAAACUGUUAGUGAGGACUGGGACGAGGACUUUGAGUUCGGCUCCGCCGCUAGCAGCGACGGCCGCGAAGCCGAGCCCAUGUUUGCUGUCCCCGAAUCUAUUCGAGCCAGCCAGCCCAGCGUAAAGGCCCACUCGGGGCAAAUUCGAGAACUAUCGCUUCUCGUUAACGACCUCAAGAGACUAUGCCGACAUGGUCGAGACAUGGGUCUUUUGGAAGGUUCACAAAAGGCUUUCUGGAAAGAAGCAGAAGGUGUCAUUGCCCUUGCAUCUCCAGACGACGAGACCAUGGACGACGACGUUGAUUCCAAUCCCUCAGUCGACCUCGACGCAUUUGAUAGCAAGGCCAGGCAGCCAGGAGAUCAACGGCCUAGGACGCCACAGAGUGAACAGCAACUCCAUGUGGGAUCUCCCAAACUCGAACCCUCCAUCUCAAAGACUGCGGUGAUGCGUGAGCGCCAUUCUCCUCGCCGGCGAUCCGUCUUUUCUCCCGGCGAUGACAUUUUUGGCGGCGCCGAGGGCGCAGCAGAUAACAAAGCAAGCACAUCACCAAAGAAAGCGGGACAGCAGCCGCCACAUACGCCCGAACGCCUCGCCGACGUUAAUGGCGUCGUGCGAACCGUCAUGGAGGCCAUGCAGAACCGCAACGGCUCGGACGCUAUUCCCGACACUGGCAAACCUAGUAGAAAGGUCCAGUUUGACACAAAUAGCCUCAGGGCGCUGGUCAAGAGAUCUGGCGAGCUCCGUGAUACCCUCUCGGAUAUCAUCCGCAGGACAGAUCAGCUCACCCAGAGCCCAGCACGACCUCUGCGACACGACAAAGACCGUGGUCCCGAUUCGAGUCCAGCAUUUACUCGCGUCUUCGACGACCCUGGUUCCAGUCCUCCACGUCGUCCAACGAGAAGCCGUGGUAAUACCUCUCUCAAACAAACUACUUCACCAGACAGCUCGCCGCCCCCCCAAUUGGAACGGCGAUUUCCGUUGAUGACGGUACGAUAA